Messenger RNA from Alternaria ethzedia, 1350 nucleotides. RefSeq lists its product as uncharacterized. Gene Ontology annotation, biological process: ribosomal large subunit biogenesis. The transcript has 2 exons. NCBI's taxonomy places the organism in Eukaryota, Fungi, Ascomycota, Dothideomycetes, Pleosporales, Pleosporaceae. Gene Ontology annotation, cellular component: preribosome, large subunit precursor. The record is from RefSeq and is a predicted model, not a curated record. Bases 1 to 1350 code for a protein of 449 amino acids.
AUGGUAAAUGGGGUUGCAACCUACUUUCCCUCUCGCGUCUCACAAAUCAGCGGUGCGUCUCGCCCAGGCUACGUCAAAGGCUAUGACAACGACACCAAAAUCAGAUACGAGACCGAUGGCCAGUCAUUCUACGCGCACCGCAGUGCUGAACAAUUAUUUUCACCCAUAUCCGACCACUUUGACGUUGAUGAGUAUGAGUAUAGCCAAGAAGGCGAGCCGCACGUUGAAGAUCAAGGGAUCACUGCUCUACCGGCUAAACAAGUAAAGAGGAGGAGUAGUGUUACUAAGCUGGUGGAAAAGGUACUCUCCAAACUUGACGGGCUGGGGCUGACGAAGAAGCUCAAGGAGGAACGGAGGAGUAACAAGAAGAAGCAAACUUUAUCCGAGCAAGACUUUGGAAUGCUAGAAGGCAAGAGCGAGGAGGUCACGCCCCGACAGAGAAAGAACGACGAUGCUCUCAUACGGAAACCUCAGACAGCUGUUGCGCGCAACAUUAGCGGACGCACUACCAAUUCCAACCCACGGACAGAAGAUAUACAAGACGACCAUCCCAAGACUCUGUCAUCAACAAGAUGUCUCUUCUGCCCCUCUUCCUCUCCCACUCCGACCACAAAUCUAGACCACAUGUCGACACAGCACAGCCUCUUCGUACCCACGCCUUCGCAACUCUACUCGCUAGAGUCUUUUCUCUCGUAUUUGGCCGUUCUGGUUUACAAAUACCACGAGUGCCUCUACUGUGGACAAGAAAAGGGAAGUGUGGAUGCUGUGCAGACGCAUAUGCGAGACAAAGGGCACUGUAUGAUUGAGAUGGCUGAGUUGAUGGAUUUCUGGGAUGAGGAGGUGAAGGAGGAAGGUAGCGAGGAUUGGAAUUACAAGAUGCAGGCCGAGACGCAUCUACCAUCUGGAUUGGCCAUUAAUCCCCGGUGUAGCAAUAGCGCAGAUGAGACGUCAUCAAGAGCUGCCAACCCAACUCUCACACCUUCGCAGCGCCACGGUCUAAGACACCGAAAUACGAAACCCGCCAUUACUGCCGCCGAAUCCUCAUCCUCCCAACAACCUCCUGCCACGCAUUCACAGCCCGGUCAUCUAUCCUCAUAUCACAACAGCAACGAUCCCCACCGCAACCUCACUACCACCCCGCGUACAGCAAAAGGUCUGACCGGCCUGUCCAACCAACAACUCCGCACUCUUCAGAUGGUGGAUAGGAGAAUGAAGAGCAGAGAGGAGAGCGCAAAGGCCAAAGGAAGGUAUGCAUCUCAACAGCAGCCGGUCAAGACUGUGUAUUAUAAGACCGAGAAUCCUGUGUAUCAGGCUGGGUGGUCGGAUGGGGGGUGGAUAUGUGGAAUAUGA